GUACGUGUUGGACGCGUUAAUCCAGCGCGUGGCGUCAAACCGUUCUCGUUUUGCUCAAAUUUAUAUUGGCUCGUUCAAAAAAGUACAUAUGUGUAUAUAUACGUAUAUGCAUCUGGAACAGGCAUUGUUGUUUCCUGGUUCUUAGAUACUAAUCGGGUUUGUUGCUUGCUUAGAAAACAUGGGAGGUGGUGAGGACAAGCAUGAUGAGCGUGACAAAGGGCUGUUUUCACACUAUGGACACGGGUAUCCUCCGCAAGGGUAUCCCCCACAAGGUUAUCCUCCUCCUCCUCAAGGCUAUCCUCCUGCACAAGGAUAUCCACCAGCAGGGUACCCACCACAAGGUGCAUACCCGCCUGCUGGUUAUCCAGGCCCAUCUGCUCCACCACAUCAUUCAGGUCAUGGAAUUGGGGCAAUGUUAGCUGGAGGAGCAGCUGCCGCAGCAGCUGCUUAUGGAGCCCAUGCCCUUGGCAGCCACCAUGGUAGUCACCAUAUGAUGCAUGGUACUCCUUUCUCACAUGGUCACAAACAUGGCGGCAAGUUUAAGCACCACGGUGGAAAGUUCAAGCACCAUGGUGGCAAGUUCAAACACGGGAAGCAUGGGAAAUUCAAGCAUGGAAAGCAUGGAGGGAAAUUCAGGAAGUGGAAGUGAUCAGCAACCUUUUACAUCAACAAGUAGGGUCGUGUUGACUCAAACUUGAUUCUGUCUUGUUUUCCUUUUUGGGUGGGAUUGAAUAAACAUUUAUCUUUUAGACUUCUGCUGCUUUUGAUGGCUUCUAAUUUGACAUUCAGAUGUUUUCUGUCUUUGUUUCUUUUAUGGAUGUUGCACAUAAGGAGUUAGUUGAUGAGUUGGGAAUGCCUGACAAGUCUCCUCAUUAAGCGUCCCUCUAAUAGACACUGCACCUGGGUGUGCCCGAAUAAUUAAGGGAUCUUUUUCUUUUCAAAAAACUUUAGAUAAUUUUUUAUGGUAACAAAUUAUACUUGA
Molecule: messenger RNA, 982 nt
Organism: Carica papaya (papaya)
Lineage: Eukaryota; Viridiplantae; Streptophyta; Magnoliopsida; Brassicales; Caricaceae
Source: RefSeq, a predicted model, not a curated record